AUGGCAACCAAAGCAUGCCUAUUUUUCAUGCUUAGCUCCUUGUUUCUUCUUUGGAAGUUAAAAGUUAGCUCCUCGUUUCUUCUUCGGAAUUUAAGCAAUGCAGCAUCAUUGAAAGUUUGUAACUUGGAAGCCAUAUAUCAAUUUGGGGAUUCUUUCUCCGACACCGGAAAUGCGAUACGUGAAAACAAAGCUCUAGAGGCUACUAAGCUCCCUUAUGGCUUAAAUCUUCCCAGGGAACCAAACGGUCGAUUUUCCGACGGGAUGUUGGUUAUAGAUUUUGAAGCACAAGCAGCUGGGCUUCCAUUUCUUAAGCCAUAUUUGGAUCGGGAAGCGAAAGAUUACCACAACGGAAAGAACUUUGCUGUUAGUUCUGCUAGCGUUUUGCCAAAAGGUGUUCUUAAAGAGAAAUCAAUAUUCUUCCCAGAAACAAUGACAAACAUUACGCUACAUAAGCAAGUGGAUUGGAUGGCCACUUACUUCAAUGAAACCCCCUAUUUUAGUAAAGACCGCGCAGAGAAGCUUAAGAGGUCACUCUUUUUCAUCGGACCAAUGGCACAUGGUGAUUAUAUGUAUUCAAUGGACUUGAGUCGUAAAUCUUCAGAAUGGGUAAAGAGCAAUUUGGUUCCAGAUAUCGUCCAAACCAUCAAGGAAGCUGCCACAAGGGUCAUUGCUUUUGGUGCUGUGAAAGUGGUCAUCCCAGGAAUAUACGCAUUUGGUUGUUUUAAAGCUCCAGGUUAUAAUGUAUCGCUAUGCGACCAGGGCAAAAAUAGUGUUGCAACCACUCACAACGAUCUGCUUCGGAGAGCAAUUGAGGAGUUAAAGAAACAACACCCUAAUGUGACUAUUGUAUAUGCAGAUUAUUACAGUGCAUUCAUGUCCUUCUUCCCCAAGGCACUUAGUCUAGGGUUUGAACCUGCGAACAAGCCAUGCUGUUUCGGUACACACAAAAAUGGUCCAGGACAUGGUUUUAACCCGGAUAACAUGUGUGGAAAGCCUGGAGUACAAGCUUGUGCUACCCCUGCGAAACGAAUCAACUGGGAUGGUAGUCAUAUGACGCAACAUGCAUACAAGUUAAUAGCAGAUUUGAUAAUUCCUGACAUCGCAGCCAAGCUUAAAUGCAGUGCAUAA
Molecule: messenger RNA, 1128 nt
Organism: Rosa rugosa (rugosa rose)
Lineage: Eukaryota; Viridiplantae; Streptophyta; Magnoliopsida; Rosales; Rosaceae
Product: acetylajmalan esterase-like
Exons: 4
Coding region: 1-1128 (375 amino acids)
Molecular function (GO): hydrolase activity, acting on ester bonds
Source: RefSeq, a predicted model, not a curated record